CGACGUCAACGCAGCGGGCGGAGCUCUUCCGCCGAGUGUGCGGUGUCCGGGGCCUGUAAGUAGUCGCCCGGCUGUGUCGGGCCUGAGCCGAGCAGUUUCGUGGCAUCGUGGCAUCAUGGAUAACUCCGGGAAGCAGGCUGAGGCAAUGGCGCUGCUGGCUGAGGCGGAGCGCAAGGUGAAGAACUCGCAGUCCUUCUUCUCCGGCCUCUUCGGAGGUUCAUCCAAAAUAGAGGAAGCAUGCGAGAUCUAUGCCAGAGCGGCGAACAUGUUCAAGAUGGCCAAGAACUGGAGCGCUGCUGGGAAUGCUUUCUGCCAGGCUGCCCAGCUGCACCUACAGCUCCAGAGCAAACAUGAUGCAGCCACCUGCUUCGUGGACGCAGGCAAUGCUUUCAAAAAAGCUGACCCUCAAGAGGCCAUUAACUGUCUGAUGAGAGCAAUUGAGAUCUAUACAGACAUGGGCAGAUUCACAAUUGCAGCCAAGCACCACAUCUCCAUUGCUGAGAUCUAUGAGACAGAACUGGUGGAUGUGGAGAAGGCCAUCGCCCACUAUGAGCAGGCUGCAGACUACUACAAAGGCGAAGAGUCCAACAGCUCAGCCAACAAGUGUCUACUGAAGGUGGCUGGCUAUGCUGCACAGCUGGAGCAGUACCAGAAAGCUAUCGACAUCUAUGAGCAGGUAGGGACCAGUGCCAUGGACAGUCCCCUCCUCAAGUACAGCGCCAAAGACUACUUCUUCAAGGCUGCUCUCUGCCACUUCUGCAUCGAUAUGCUCAACGCCAAGCUUGCUGUUCAGAAGUAUGAGGAGCUGUUCCCAGCCUUCUCUGAUUCCCGGGAAUGCAAGUUGAUGAAAAAGCUGCUGGAAGCCCAUGAGGAACAGAAUGUGGACAGUUACACAGAAUCGGUGAAGGAAUAUGACUCCAUCUCAAGGCUGGACCAGUGGCUCACCACCAUGCUGCUGCGCAUCAAGAAGACCAUCCAGGGUGACGAGGAGGACCUGCGCUAGGCCUCCAGCCACUGCCUUCCACCCAUCUGUUAGUAGAGAGAGAUAAGAACACAGGUAGUUCUGAGACUUGCUCUUCCUGGCUGGUGGUGACUUCUACCCCUGGAGCCUUCCCCUGCCCCCUACAAUAACAGCCUCUCAGGUUAGAUCCAGCCCUGGAACUCAACAGGGUUGCCUGGGCCCUGCCCUGUGCCUGCUUUUUUCCCUGCAUCCAGGUCUGUCUAUAGACCUGAAGCUGCAGCUGGCCCAAAAAGGACAAUAAAACCUGCCACUUUUGCAUGA
Molecule: messenger RNA, 1282 nt
Organism: Alexandromys fortis (reed vole)
Lineage: Eukaryota; Metazoa; Chordata; Mammalia; Rodentia; Cricetidae
Gene: Napa
Product: NSF attachment protein alpha
Exons: 12
Coding region: 116-1003 (295 amino acids)
Biological process (GO): synaptic transmission, glutamatergic; regulation of synaptic vesicle priming; intracellular protein transport
Cellular component (GO): terminal bouton; synaptobrevin 2-SNAP-25-syntaxin-1a complex; vacuolar membrane
Molecular function (GO): soluble NSF attachment protein activity; syntaxin binding
Source: RefSeq, a predicted model, not a curated record